GAGGCCGGAGGGGCAGGGGGUUCUGUCGUUGGGACGACGACAUCGGUUUGGGAUUGGGGAAAGGCCGGUGACGGGGUUGAGUUGGCAAGAGGCCCGGAGUGAUGGGACUUUGUCAAUGGUGAGGCGAGAAGGGGGCGGUGCUCUUGGUGGUUCUCUGUUUCAGUGUCAGCCGGAAGCGGCCAUGGCCACACAUGGGAUUGCGAUCAAGCCCACCUACGAUCUUAGUAAUGGACAAGUGCUCCCAAUGGUUAAGCCUACAAACUCAAGUGUUGCUGGGAUGAAGCGCAAAUUUGAAGUAUCAGUAGCUAAAUGUGGCGAUGGUACUCCCUCUGUGAAUGUGGGCAAAGAAAUACAAAAAGAGUGGAGCUGUGCUCUCUGUCAUGUCACUGUCACAUGUGAGCGGCAUUUGCAGGAACAUCUGAAGGGAAGGAAGCACAAGGCAAAGGAGAGGGCAUUAUGGGAAAGCAAUACAAAAGUGAACAAUAAUCCCAGCAAUUCAAAUAAGUUGGUUGUCCCAAGUGGCCAUAAGAAGCCAAACCUAGACGGGCACCGGGAUGGAAAUCAUGAAAAAAUGAAUGAUAUGGACAAUGUGGAUAAUGGAGUGCAGCAAAAAGCAAACUUGGAGAAGAUAAAUGGUGGUGCCGAAGAGAGUGAAAUGCAGACAAAUUUGGAGUCUGAUUUCAAAUUCUGGUGCACAAUGUGUAAAGUUGGGACCGCAAGCGAAGUGUUGAUGACCGCUCAUCAGACAGGAAAGGAGCACAUAACUUUGUUGCAAGAAAAUGGUGGCGGUGUCAUAGCUAUAAAAAACAUGUUGGAUAAAAAUCAGAGUUAGUUAUUAUAAUCAAAACUUAUAGAGGCAAUGGAGUCCUACAAAAGAUUAGGUUGAUCACUAAUUUG
This is a messenger RNA of Camellia sinensis, 897 nucleotides long. The record is from RefSeq and is a predicted model, not a curated record. NCBI's taxonomy places the organism in Eukaryota, Viridiplantae, Streptophyta, Magnoliopsida, Ericales, Theaceae.